This is a messenger RNA of Toxorhynchites rutilus septentrionalis, 545 nucleotides long. Its product is annotated as chorion class B protein B.L1-like. The transcript is spliced from 2 exons. Bases 39 to 479 code for a protein of 146 amino acids. The record is from RefSeq and is a predicted model, not a curated record. Lineage: Eukaryota; Metazoa; Arthropoda; Insecta; Diptera; Culicidae.
GCCUCCGGAUAGUUGACAAUUUCCAUCACCCAUUCAAAAUGAUGAAGUUUAUCUGCUUGCUUGCUCUUGUGGCAUUGGCUGCUGCAGCUCCACCACCGGCCAACGAAAAAAAGACUGAUGAUUUGGAAAAGUCCCAAACCGUUGGGUUGGGAUAUAGCGGCCUCGGCGGAAUCGGAUAUGGCAGCCUCGGAUACAGCAGCCUGGGGUAUAGUGGCCUCGGAUACAGUGGUCUUGGAUAUAGCAAUCUUGGAUCUGUUGUCCACACUGUUCCCACCGUAGUGCGCAGUGCCCCCGCUAUCGUUCACAGUGCCCCUACUAUUGUCCAUAGUACCCCCGCUGUUGUUCGCACUGUUCCAACCUACAACACCAUUGGUACUGUCGGAGUUGGUAUUGGCAGCGGAAUCGGACUCGGAUACAGCAAUGGAAUCGGUUUCGGAUACGGCCAUGGUAUCGGACUUGGGCAUAACCUGGUCUACUAAAUAGAUAACACAGACAAACGACAUUGAAUGAAUAAAUCAACAGCGCAGUUGCCCUAAUUUCUUGAA